AGUGUUUACAUUGCCCCUAGGGACACCUCCAAGUAGCCACUCCUCAGAUGGCCACUGGAAGUGCUUCCUGGCUCAGUGCUGCACAGUAAGCAGCACUGCCGUUUUCCUCAUAGAGAUGCAUUGAUUCAAUACAACUCUAUGAGGAGGUGAUGAUUGGCCAAAAUGUCAUUUGGCUCCACCCCUUGCCAUGGGAAAGCAUUGGAUUGGCUAAAAAUCUGCAAUUCUGAUGAUGUCACCAAGGGGGCAGGUCCAGCGCCAGCAGACCCGUGCGACACUGGAAAUAAGGUGAGUUUUAAUUGCUUUUAGGGGCUAAGUGGGGGACAAGCCACCUAAAUGGUGGGUUUAACACUAUAGGGUCAGGAAUACAUGUUUGUGUUCCUUUAAAGCUUAUUGUAAGAGUUAUUUGGUGAGUUCGAUUUUCGGUCUAUAGUUGGCAUUUUAAAAUAGAUUUUCAGAAUAUUUUUCUUUUUAAUAACUUGCUCUCUGUACAGGUUAUAGUUCCAGGAGUGCCCUAGCAGCCCCUUCAUUGUUAGACAUUAAACUGUUUUAGAAUGAUUUGGCUUCCUACCUGUGGGGAGCCAGGUGUCACUUCCACUACAAUCUCCUGAUGGCCAAACCAGGAAGUUCCAUUAGCAUUUCUGAGCUAAGUACCACAAUGCAAGGCUAGCCAGUGAGCAGCCCUAGCUGUAGUGGUUAUGAUGUUCCUUUUAAAAUGCAUGCAUUUUAUUAUAAUUAUUAUUUAUGAGGCACCAACACAAUCCUGAGUACUGUACAAUGGGUGUAUGAGACAUACAAGCAUAUUUUAAAGAGGGCCCUGCUCAAACGAUCUUAUAAUUUAAAGGUUUAUGAAUUUUAACAUCCAUUUUAUGUUGACGUCCGAGUGCACUCUGUGCAUAGCAAUGUUACAGCCUAUCUAUUGAUAGUCUCCCGUGUAGUUUAAAGGAUGUUGAAUUGAUUUUAUAGUUUGUCUUAUCCCUCUGGCACCGAUAGGCUUUAAGCUCACAGUCUGUGCUGUUUCCGUACAUACUGAAGGUAUGGCAUGGUAGAACGUAGUAUUUUGUGGAAGUAAAACACAAUCAGUUGUUCUCGCUAAUAAGAAAAGGAGCUUGAUAAAUCCUGGGUUGUCAUCUGUCAUGCAAAGGCUAAUGGAAUAAAUUGUUUUCUGCAUAAGGCCCCUUGCUAUUUCAUUCUUUUUAUGCUUGGUAUUGCAGAGCUGUACUAUGACCGUGGGAACCACCAUGAAUUUGUAUCACUGGUGAAGGAUUUGGCUCGCCCCGGCGAAAUCUCGCAGACUCAAAGCUUUGAUUUUGAAUUUACUCAUGUGGAGAAGCCAUACGAGUCGUACACUGGUCAGAACGUCAAGCUACGGUAUGUUGCGUGCUUCUGUGUAAUGCAGUCUUACCUGGAUGGAUUCUGGGAAUUGUACAAUAUGGGAUUGUUUGCCUGCAAAAGAUCGCGAGCCUGUCCAGGUAUUUGAAGGCAAGUUAGAGGUUAUUCUCAGAAAACAUUGCAUACAGUUGAUGCAGCAGUGUAUAGGCGCUUCUUUUACUUGUAAUAGCGUGUUUUAGAUGCAUACAAACAGGGGUUUCCCCUACCACGUGGGGAAUCUUAAACAAAAACACCAAAUAGAAUAUGUGCACUCCAAAGUGAGUGCACAGAUUAUACUUGUACACAUGAAGAUGGGGUAAUGACAGUAACUGGAAUCUAAAAUGUAAAACAAACGCACAUAGUGUAAACCAUAAAACACAAUCUGCCGAAAGAGUAGAAAUCACAAACGUAGAGCCGUGAUGGGCUCCACGGUGCCAAUUCAUGGGAUUUGCUGAAUUAAUUUCAUUAUAACUGUUAACGGGUCAGUGAUGGCAUCAUUUUAAAAUAUUAGAAUGGGUCACCCUACUAGUGCCAAUUGAGUCCCUGUUAAAAUUGUUUGUGUACCAACUUAGACCAUAAAAACAAUCUUUGCUGGACAGCGGUUUCACAACAGAAAAAUCAACAAAUAAUUUAAUUGUUUUAAGUUUUUUGGUUUUUUUUCUGACUAGAUCAAGUUAAAAUGUUUUUCCAAAUCCAGAAAACCAUUAUUAAUUCGUACAAGAAAAUGUUUGAACUUGAGGCUUUUUUUUUCAAGUUAUUGUGAGACUAUGGUGUAAAAUAGUGACAUGUAAAGUCUGUGCAUUGUCUGUGUCCAAACCAGAUCAUGUUACCCUGUCGGCUUGAGGCGAGUGUGUCUAUAACAUGUUCUUGUUCUCCUGUCUUGGUGCAGAUACUUCCUGCGCGCUACGCUGAGCCGACGUCUAAAUGACGUUGUGAAAGAGAUGGAUAUCGUGGUGCACACACUGAGUACAUACCCCGAGCUCAAUUCUUCAAUCAAGAUGGAAGUGGGGAUUGAGGAUUGCUUGCACAUUGAGUUUGAGUACAACAAGUCCAAGUAGGUAUGAAUAGGACAUCCAGCCACAGAUUAUUUAUACAGCACCAGAAAAGUGAUCAGUUUUUAAAUAAUUGCUUUAAAAAAAAAAUUAUUUUAACCUCUUAAAGGGACACUCCAGGCACCCAGACCACUUCUGCCCAUUGGAGUGGUCUGGGUGCCAACUCCGACUACUCUUAACCCUGCAAGUGUAAUUAUUGCAGUUUUUUUAAUAAACUGCAAUAAUUACCUUGCAGGGUUAACUCCACCUCUAGUGGCUGUCUAUUAGACAGCCACUAGAGGGCACUUCCAUGUCCCUAGCACAGGAAACCUGUGCUAGAGCAUCGCUGGACGUCCUCUCGCUGUAUGAGGACCUCCAGCGUCGUUCGUUUCCCCAUAGGAAAGCAUUUUCAAUGCUUUCCUAUGGGGAGCUCUAAUGCAUUAGGUCUCCCCGGUGGGCGGGAUCAGUCUCGCCCACCGGCUGACGCAAUCACUGGGAGGAGCAGCGGCGGAGGAAGAAGUAAGUAAGUUACUGGUAAGUAACUGAAGGGGUUUGUAUCUCCUGCUCUGUAAAUUGAACUUUAAUUACAUACAGGAGGUUCCUGCAUUGUCUAGAAAGCUACUGACAGAGCAGGAGGUAAAAAAUUCAAAAUUAAACAGUAUUUCCAAAACAGGAAGUGUAAACAUUAGAUGACUUUACCGGAAGUGUUUUGAAGGCUGUGUAAGUCACAUGCAGGGAGGUGGGACUAGGUCUUUAAAAAAGUGAUUUAACUCCUAAAUGGCAGAGAUUUGAGCAGUGAGACUGCAGGGGCAUGAUUUAUACACAAAAACUGCUUCAUUGAGCUAAAAGUGUUUUGGUGACUAGUGUCCCUUUAUACUAACCCUACACUAAGUGUAACUCAACCUUACUCGUACCGCUAAAUCUAACCCUAAGGUAACCCACUGCUAUUAUUAAUUCUGAUAUAUUAUGUUGCCACCAUCUACUGGCCAUUUUAAGAAUUACACUUAGUGUAAUUCUGAAUGAGCCUGGUUCUCGAAUAUAUAGAGAAUGGUAGGGUAGGUGGCAAAGCCUAGCAGCUGUCCAUUCCUACUGGGGACAGGUUAGAUGACCCUGCCAGGAUCUAUUCAAACACUCCACUGGGCAGUCUGCACCCCACAAAAACUGCAGCCGAGCGAGACUGUUCAGUCGUGGUUUUAAUAAUAGAUUUAAAGGGCUCUGUACAGCAGUGGUCAGUCUGAGUAACCGAAUCUGCAGGUAUCCAUCGAUUAGUGGAUUAACCAGGCUCACACUGAUAUUUUCACAUAGCAUUUAAAUGCCUAUUUUAAAAAACUGUUUGCUAACCGCUAAUCUAAAAGUCUAAAAAAAGCCGCAGGUAGAUACGAUCACUGCUUAUGCUACACUCACAAAAUUAUCUGCUGUUUGGCUGUUUAAAUUCUUUUCUUUUCUUUUUUUUGGAUGAAGAUAAAAUAUAUGGGUGGGAACAUGCAAGCUGAGAAACAAGCUUUACAAUAAUAGCCUGAGGAUUGAAACAUUUCCUAUUGAUGCUUCCCUUCUCCAUUCCUCACUGGGGCAAAGAAAAUAAACAGAACCGUGGUCAACCUAUGGGGGCAUUGGGCCUGCCUUCUUCCUAUAGGCUGCACACUGUUCCGUUUUAGAAUGUUGGCGUGCAGCUCUGUUAAUCCGCCCUGUCUGUGUAUUUUUCUUCUGUUAGUCUGUUUCUUUUGCCAGUAAAAAUAUUAAACCAACAAAAUGGUGAAUAUUUUAUUUGAGUGUUUUCAGUUUUCUGUUAGCUUUAUGUACUGUAGAAUUCAGAAAAGUGUGUUUGAUCUCUUUUGUUAAGUUAAAAUGGUUUUGUCCGGUGCAUGUAGCUCAUCUUUGCAGUUAAACAUGUGUAGCUUCUAGCAAACAGUACUGAGGUGAUUUUGCUAUGGCAGAGAUUUAUGGCAGAAGUCCUUUUUUAAAUAAAAAAUUUAACACUAAAAUUGCCUGUUUUGAGAAAACUAAUAACAUGGAACUUUGCUAAAGAUUCCACUGAUCUGUUGUCAGGAUUUAGAAUGAUGUCUCGGAAAGGAGAGACUGCCUAGACCUUUUGGUAAUCUCAGUUCCUCUUUGUCUGCUCCUGUCCUCUAGAUACCAUCUCAAAGAUGUAAUUGUGGGGAAAAUAUAUUUCCUCCUUGUACGGAUCAAGAUCAAACACAUGGAAAUUGAUAUCAUCAAGAGAGAAACGACUGGCACUGGGCCAAAUGUCUACCAUGAAAACGACACGAUCGCCAAGUACGAAAUCAUGGAUGGAGCCCCUGUAAGAGGUUAGUGGAGAGAGACAGCAGGGUAUGCAAGGCUGCUCUAGGUGUGUCUUUGGCUUAAGUGGCUAAAAGAGAACCUCCGUAAACAUAAAUAUUUCAUCUACUCUGCCCCCUCUCCCCCUUAGUGCACCAAAAAAGGUAAGUGUAAUAUACAGGAAAUUAUAUUCAUGUAAAAUGUUUAUUAACCAGCAUCUUUAAGCCAGUAAUCAGUCACGUUAUAAAUAAUUUUCGAACAAGCUUUCUUGAAGGAAAUCGUCUAGAAAACUCUAUCUUCUUAAUAUAUAUAACAUCCAUCAAAAGGAUUAGUGUCCGCACACAGAGCUAUUUUUUGAUUUUCCUAGAAUUUAGUAGCCAUGUGGAUGAAAGGGACACGUUAAAAGCUCUGUUCUGAAGAGGGAGCAUCAUUAUAGCACAGUUUAUGUUAACAUGCAGUGUUAGAGUGGGGGUAAGGGAGUGUUCCCUCUAACCCUUUUGGGCACAAGACAUUCACUCCCAUUACUAACACAGUGGUGGGAGUUAGAGUCCACAGCUUUUUGAAAACAGAUACCAUUAAGCCAGUAAUAACAUGUUACCGGUGCCCCGGCUAACAUUUUCUAGGAUCCGGUAUGAACAUGUACACAGCGCCAUGGCUAACAUUGUACAGGAUCCAGUACUAACAUGUACACAGCGUCAUGGCUAACAUUGUAUAGGAUCCGGUAUGAACAUGUACACAGCGUCAUGGCUAACAUUGUAUAGGAUCCGGUAUGAACAUGUACACAGCGCCAUGGCUAACAUUGUAUAGGAUCCAGUACUAACAUGUACACAGCGCCAUGGCUAACAUUGUAUAGGAUCCAGUACUAACACGUACACAGCGCCAUGGCUAACAUUGUAUAGGAUCCAGUACUAACAUGUACACAGCGCCAUGGCUUAGAUUGUAUAGGAUCCAGUACUAACAUGUACACAGCGCCAUGGCUAACAUUGUACAGGAUCCAGUACUAACACGUACACAGCGCCAUGGCUAACAUUGUACAGGAUCCAGUACUAACAUAUACACAGUGUCAUGGCUAACAUUGUACAGGGUCCAGUACUAACACGUACACAGCGCCAUGGCUAACAUUGUAUAGGAUCCAGUACUAACACGUACACCGCGCCAUGGCUAACAUUGUAUAGGAUCCAGUACUAACACGUACACAGCGCCAUGGCUAACAUUGUACAGGAUCCAGUACUAACACGUACACAGCGCCAUGGCUAACAUUGUAUAGGAUCCAGUACUAACACGUACACAGCGCCAUGGCUAACAUUGUAUAGGAUCCAGUACUAACACGUACACAGCGCCAUGGCUAACAUUGUACAGGAUCCAGUACUAACACGUACACAGGGCCAUGGCUAACAUUGUAUAGGAUCCAGUACUAACACGUACACCGCGCCAUGGCUAACAUUGUAUAGGAUCCAGUACUAACACGUACACAGCGCCAUGGCUAACAUUGUACAGGAUCCAGUACUAACACGUACACAGCGCCAUGGCUAACAUUGUAUAGGAUCCAGUACUAACACGUACACAGCGCCAUGGCUAACAUUGUAUAGGAUCCAGUACUAACACGUACACCGCGCCAUGGCUAACAUUGUAUAGGAUCCAGUACUAACACGUACACAGCGCCAUGGCUAACAUUGUACAGGAUCCAGUACUAACAUGUACACAGCGCCAUGGCUAACAUUGUAUAGGAUCCAGUACUAACACGUACACAGCGCCAUUGCUAACAUUGUAUAGGAUCCAGUACUAACACGUACACAGCGCCAUGGCUAACAUUGUAUAGGAUCCAGUACUAACACGUACACAGCGCCAUGGCUAACAUUGUAUAGGAUCCAGUACUAACACGUACACCGCGCCAUGGCUAACAUUGUAUAGGAUCCAGUACUAACACGUACACAGCGCCAUGGCUAACAUUGUACAGGAUCCAGUACUAACAUGUACACAGCGCCAUGGCUAACAUUGUAUAGGAUCCAGUACUAACAGGUACACAGCGCCAUGGCUAACAUUGUACAGGAUCCAGUACUAACACGUACACAGCGCCAUGGCUAACAUUGUACAGGAUCCAGUACUAACAUGUACACAGCGUCAUGGCUAACAUUGUAUAGGAUCCAGUACUAACACGUACACAGCGCCAUGGCUAACAUUGUAUAGGAUCCAGUACUAACAUGUACACAGCGCCAUGGCUAACAUUGUACAGGAUCCAGUACUAACACGUACACAGCGCCAUGGCUAACAUUGUACAGGAUCCAGUACUAACAUGUACACAGCGCCAUGGCUAACAUUGUAUAGGAUCCAGUACUAACAGGUACACAGCGCCAUGGCUAACAUUGUACAGGAUCCAGUACUAACACGUACACAGCGCCAUGGCUAACAUUGUACAGGAUCCAGUACUAACAUGUACACCGCGCCAUGGCUAACAUUGUACAGGAUCCAGUACUAACAUGUACACAGCGCCAUGGCUAACAUUGUACAGGAUCCAGUACUAACAUGUACACAGCGUCAUGGCUAACAUUGUACAAGAUCCAGUACUAACAUGUACACAGCGCCAUGGCUAACAUUGUACAGGAUCCAGUACUAACAUGUACACAGCGUCAUGGCUAACAUUGUACAGGAUCCAGUACUAACAUGUACACAGCGUCAUGGCUAACAUUGUACAGGAUCCAGUACUAACAUGUACACAGCGCCAUGGCUAACAUUGUACAGGAUCCAGUACUAACAUGUACACAGCGCCAUGGCUAACAUUGUACAGGAUCCAGUACUAACACGUACACAGCGUCAUGGCUAACAUUGUAUAGGAUCCAGUACUAACACGUACACAGCGCCAUGGCUAACAUUGUACAGGAUCCAGUACUAACACGUACACAGCGCCAUGGCUAACAUUGUAUAGGAUCCAGUACUAACAUGUACACAGCGUCAUGGCUAACAUUGUAUAGGAUCCAGUACUAACACGUACACAGCGCCAUGGCUAACAUUGUAUAGGAUCCAGUACUAACAUGUACACAGCGUCAUGGCUAACAUUGUAUAGGAUACAGUACUAACAUGUACACAGCGUCAUGGCUAACAUUGUACAGGAUCCAGUGCUAACAUUGUACAGGAUCCAGUACUAACAUGUACACAGCGACAUGGCUAACAUUGUACAGGAUCCAGUACUAACAUGUACACAGCGUCAUGGCUAACAUUGUAUAAGAUCCAGUACUAACAUGUACACAGCGCCAUGGCUAACAUUGUAUAGGAUCCAGUACUAACACGUACACAGCGCCAUGGCUAACAUAGUACAGGAUCCAGUACUAACACGUACACAGCGCCAUGGCUAACAUUGUAUAGGAUCCAGUACUAACAUGUACACAGCGCCAUUGCUAACAUAGUACAGGAUCCAGUACUAACACGUACACAGCGCCAUGGCUAACAUUGUAUAGGAUCCAGUACUAACAUGUACACAGCGCCAUGGCUAACAUUGUAUAGGAUCCAGUACUAACACGUACACCGCGCCAUGGCUAACAUUGUACAGGAUCCAGUACUAACACGUACACAGCGCCAUUGCUAACAUAGUACAGGAUCCAGUACGAACAUGUCAUGAGCGCUGUGGAUAACUUUUCAUUGAGCACUUUUUAUGUUUUUACAUUCUGAGUUGAAUCAGAUUCCAGGGAGUGAUUAUGGUGUCUGUUUCAUUGUCAGCUCUAACUGGGAUUCCUCUUUGCAGGCGAAUCCAUACCAAUUCGGCUUUUCCUUGCUGGCUAUGAGCUGACUCCAACCAUGCGAGACAUCAACAAAAAAUUCAGUGUGCGCUAUUACCUCAACUUGGUGUUAAUCGACGAGGAGGAGAGGCGUUACUUCAAACAGCAGGUAAGAGAUGAUGUCCUGUGUGUGCCGGAAGUAUCACUUGCGACAGGUUCUGUUUUUGUUUACCUUGAUCACCUAUAUAUUAAACAGGACUGGUUUUGUUUCUGUUUUGCAACAUUCUGCCUUAACAGUCCUUUGCCAUUGUGUAUCAGCUCGUACAUUUCAACAUUACUGUGGGCAUUUUGUCCAAACUGCAUGGCAGUGAUAGGUUGGGAUAGCUGGGUUAACAGCAUUCUCAGCACAUCGUUGCUGGAUAGAUUGGACAGACUCGAUGAUGCCGAAGUGUUAAUCCCUUACAUGGGAUGGACUCUGUCUAAAAUUAUUAAAGGUGGGAAAAAUAAACAGUUUUGAAGUUGUGCUGUUUCACAUGGGAGAUAUUGUUUUUAAUAUAUCCUGGUUUUGUCCCUCUCCAGGAGGUGGUGUUAUGGCGUAAAGGAGACAUUGUGCGGAAGAGUAUGUCUCACCAGGCUGCUAUUGCAUCUCAGCGAUUCGAGGGGACGAGUCACCCCGAGUGUAGACCACAGCAUAGCGGGGCCACAGCGGGGGACCAGGAAAAAGAGUGAAAUUGUGUCCUCCUUUUCAGGCCUUCUUGGUCCAAUAUACAGAGACUGAACCUCUUUACCCCAAACCCUGUCGCCAUCUGUGCUGUUACCCCAAGCACGGGCAUUCGGAUCUAUGCCUGCAGAGCGAUGCAACAGGCACAAUUUACCAGGCAGGCCAAAUCCCAACUCAUUUGGGGGAAGAUGAGAAGUAUAAUGGUCCCUUAAUAGUUUUUAUUCUCACAUUGCCUUUGUUAAUAUCACAGGCCCAUCUCGGUGUUACACACAAACUUAUUAACAAUGGAGGGGGUGGGAGGGACACGUAUCAUUUCAGCGAAAGUUUUUUUUGUUUUUUUUUUCUACUUUUCUUGCCAUGAGAAGUGCCCUCUUCUUAUAAAUGGGAGUAGGUGCUGAUGUAAUUAAUAGUUAAUGUCUCAGUGCCAGUAAUGCACCAAUCUGCCCAUUGUCAAUGCCUGUCUCUUUUAAGUUGCUGUUUUAACCACCAGCGAGCAGCAUCUCCAAGCAUGACAUCUCUGUAAGAUGCCCCAGUCGGUGAGGCCUUACUCCCAACAAUCCUCUUUAAAAGUGUUUUAUUUGUUAAUCUGUGCACUGCCUUUUGGAGGUUGAAUUUAAAAUAUUGAAAUAUUUCCCCUGAAAAUCUACAUGAAGAAAUAUAUAUGAAGGUAUAAUUGUUAAAUUAACAAGGAAUUAAUGUCUAAAAAAAAUAAAUAAAUAAAAAAAAUAAAAAAUUAAGCAUUUUAACCCCUUAGGGUGUCAGGGACUUUGCCUCUCCUUAGGCACAUGGAAGGUUUAAGCUGGGCAGCUUUCCUUGAAAUCCAAACUAUUGCACGUAUAUCAUAGUAUUACUAUACUGGAGAACUCUGCUCCACUAUUAAAGAUGAAGUGAUCCUUGCGGAUUCCAAUUCCUAGGGGGGGGUGAGGGGAUGGAGAUUCCCCAAGGGAUAAGGAUAUGGGAUUCUUUGCUCAUUAACUAGUCUAAUAAGCUUAUAUUGCUUAAUAACCCAGUCUUACCUAAGACUGUUCGUAUGAGCCUGUUGGUAUGGCAAUGCUGUACCAGUCUGGUACCCCAUCUUGAGUGCCCAGCCGUGUUUUGUACAAUUGCAACACAGCUUCUUCCCUACUCAUUAAUGCUUUAACCAAUAUUCGUUAGUUCUGACAACCCUAGCCUGAACCAUUGGCGUCAGUCCAGUGAUGUUUUACCUUUUGUGUUCAGGGGAAGCUACAAUAAUACAUUAUGGUUGUACCUUUAAAAUAUUGGUGAUCUGUGGCAUAUAAAAGGUGUUUUUACUCUUACUUAGGAUAUAUCAGUUGUAUAUGACAAUAUCCAACAAACCCCAUGAAAAGCAAUUUGCUGUACUCGAUCAUUUAAAAUGAUGGGGGGGGUUAGGUAGUUUGUAUUACUGAUGGCCGAAUAGAUCAGUUAGAUUCUAUUAGCCAUUUGUGAGGGGGGGAAAGCAUUUUGAAGUAUUGUAUUAAAUUCGAACUGUGUACACAUUUAAUGUGCUUCACCAUGUUUAAAUUAUAUACAAAAUAUACGCUUUUUGGUUAAAACAAAGUGUUUACGAGGUGGUAAUUGAUGUAUCUAUUUGUGAGAGACUGCGUUUUUUAGAAAAAAAAACUUGGAUGUGCCUCAGAUAUGUAACUUAGAUUGUAAGCUCCUAGGAGCAGGGAUACUCAGUGUCUGCAUUCAUUUCAAGGUGACAGCUCUCCCUUCUACAGAUCACUUUCACACUUCAGAGAAUUCCAUCAGUUGCAGUGUUUUAUUUUAUUUUUCAUGUCUAAUUUCAUUGUGUUUUAAAUGUCUUUUACAUUGUUUUAUUAGUCUAAGAUUAAACAAAACAAAAACAAAGCCUCAGCCAAUUCUGUGAUUUUUUUAUUUAUUUUUUAUAACCAAUUUAUGCAAUACUAGGGAGUCCCAAUAUCCUUUGUCCAUGUUCUGUGUGCAGAGUCAUUAUCUAUACAUACUGUGUGUGUAGGAUUGCACGAAAUGCCGUAAGUAAAGAUAAUACAAGACUGAGUACUGGCCAUGGACACAGGAGCCCUCUGUAGCAAGAACAGAGCAGCUCACCAGCGGCACGAUUUGCUUACAUUAUUGGGAUUUUCUGUAUGGCCAGAGCUGCUCAUCAGAUAUACUCUUUGCUUAUGUGCAUAUCUGGGAUUUGGGAAUGCUGCUCAAGGAGUCAGUCUAGUCCCCAUGACAACUUUGUAUUUUUGGAAACUUUAUGGUGCAGAGAGAUUGCUGCACACUAAGCACUUUAAUGUCUUCCAGGCUUAUAACUGCAUCGAUUUGUAAAACCGUCCCUUUCAGUUUACAUAGUUCUACUCAUAGAAACAUAGAAUGUGACGGCAGAUAAGAACCAUUCGGCCCAUCUAGUCUGCCCAAUUUUCUAAAUACUUUCAUUAGUCCCUAGUCUUAUAGUUAGGAUAGCCUUAUGUCUAUCCCACACAUGCUUAAACUCCUUUACUGUGUUAACCUCUACCACUUCAGCUGGAAGGCUAUUCCAUGCAUCCACUACCCUCUCAGUAAAGUAAUACUUCCGGAUAUUAUUUUUAAACCUCUGUCCCUCUAAUUUAAGACUAUGUCCUCUUGUUGUGGUAGUUUUUCUUUUAAAUAUAGUCUCCUCCUUUACUGUGUUGAUUCCCUUUAUGUAUUUAAAUGUUUCUGUCAUAUCCCCCCUGUCUCGUCUUUCCUCCAAGCUAUACAUGUUAAGAUCCUUUAACCUUUCCUGGUACGUUUUAUCCUGCAAUCAAUGAACCAGUUUAGUAGCCCUUCUCUGAACUCUCUCUAAAGUAUCAAUAUCCUUCUGGAGACACUGUCUCCAGUACUGCGUACAAUACUCCAAGUGAGGUCUCACCAGUGUUCUGUACAAUGGCAUGAGCACUUCCCUCUUUCUACUGCUAAUACCUCUCCCUAUACAACCAAGCAUUCUGCUAGCAUUUCCUGCUGCUCUAUUACAUUGUCUGCCUACCUUUAAGUCAUCAGAAAUAAUUACUCCUAAAUCCCCUUCCUCAGAUGUUGAGGAUAGGACUCUAUCAAAUAUUCUGUACACUGCCCUUGAGUUUUUACGUCCAAGAUGCAUUAUCUUGCACUUAUCCACAUUAAAUGUCAGUUGCCACAAUUCUGGCCAUUUUUCUACUUUACCUAAAUCAUUUGGCUUAUCCCUCCUGGAACAUCAACACUGUUACAUAUCUUAGUAUCAUCAGCAAAAAGACAUACCUUACCCUCAAGACCUUCUGCAAUAUCACUAAUAAAAACAUUAAAGAGAAUGGGUCCAAGUACAGAUCCCAGAGGUACCCCACUGGUGACAAGCCCAUGCUUCGAAUAUACUCCAUUGACUACAACCCUCUGUUGCCUGUCACUUAGCCACUGCCUUACCCAUUCAACAAUAUUGGAAUCCAAACUCGCCCUGUUAAAUGGCUGGAAUCGCUCCUGGAAGAUAAAGGACGUACUCCAUACACCAAAACAAGAUGCUCUUGAUUGGUGGACCUCUUUUCUUGGUAAUGGAGGGACCUACAUGCUAUUACACUAGCAGGAGAACCUGUUAGUAAUAUUAGCUACUUUAAAAGGUAAAUGGUUUUUUAUUCAUGUGAAGGGGUCAGG
Pelobates cultripes (western spadefoot toad) is the source of this 12713-nucleotide messenger RNA. NCBI's taxonomy places the organism in Eukaryota, Metazoa, Chordata, Amphibia, Anura, Pelobatidae. The record is from the annotation of a GenBank genome assembly.